Molecule: messenger RNA, 3378 nt
Organism: Vitis vinifera (wine grape)
Lineage: Eukaryota; Viridiplantae; Streptophyta; Magnoliopsida; Vitales; Vitaceae
Product: probable LRR receptor-like serine/threonine-protein kinase At3g47570
Exons: 4
Coding region: 1-3378 (1125 amino acids)
Biological process (GO): protein phosphorylation
Cellular component (GO): plasma membrane
Molecular function (GO): protein kinase activity; protein binding; ATP binding
Source: RefSeq, a predicted model, not a curated record
AUGGGUCUUGAAGGAACUAUUGCGCCACAAGUCGGCAACCUCUCAUUUCUUGUUUCGCUUGAUCUUAGUAAUAACUACUUCCAUGGCUCUCUUCCUAAGGAUAUUGGUUCCAUACCAACCACCAUUUUCAACAUGUCUUCUUUGCUCAACAUUAGUCUCUCCUAUAAUAGCCUCUCUGGGAGUCUUCCCAUGGAUAUAUGCUACACCAAUCUAAAGCUCAAGGAGCUUAAUCUUUCAUCAAAUCAUUUGAGUGGAAAGGUCCCCACCGGUUUAGGCCAAUGUAUAAAGCUUCAAGGAAUUUCCUUAUCAUAUAAUGAUUUCACGGGAAGCAUACCAAGUGGAAUUGGUAAUUUGGUAGAGCUUCAGAGCUUAUCUCUCCAGAAUAACAGCUUGACAGGAGAAAUACCUCAAUCACUAUUCAACAUCUAUUCGUUAAGGUUUUUGAAUUUGGAAAUAAAUAACCUAGAAGGUGAAAUCUCUAGUUUUUCUCAUUGUCGAGAGCUUCGAGUGCUAAAAUUAUCAAUCAAUCAAUUCACUGGAGGCAUUCCAAAAGCCCUAGGGAGUUUGUCUGAUCUUGAAGAAUUAUAUCUUGGUUAUAACAAAUUGACAGGUGGAAUUCCUAGAGAGAUUGGGAUUCUUUCAAAUUUAAAUAUUUUGCACUUAGCGUCUAGUGGAAUCAAUGGCCCUAUUCCUGCCGAAAUUUUCAAUAUCUCUUCAUUGCACAGGAUUGAUUUCACUAAUAAUAGCCUUUCGGGGGGUCUUCCAAUGGAUAUUUGUAAACAUCUUCCUAAUCUCCAAGGGCUCUAUCUUUCUCAGAAUCAUCUCAGUGGUCAACUUCCUACAACUCUAUUUUUAUGUGGAGAGCUCCUGUUACUGUCAUUAUCAAUCAAUAAAUUCACAAGAAGCAUACCAAGAGAUAUUGGCAACUUAUCAAAGCUUAAAAAGAUCUAUCUAAGCACCAAUAGCCUCAUAGGUUCCAUUCCAACUUCAUUUGGUAAUUUGAAGGCCUUAAAAUUCCUUCAGUUGGGGUCCAACAAUCUUAUAGGGACGAUACCAGAAGAUAUUUUUAACAUCUCUAAACUACAGACCCUUGCGUUGGCGCAAAAUCACCUUUCAGGCGGUCUUCCAUCAAGUAUUAGCACUUGGCUCCCAGAUCUUGAAGGGCUUUUUAUAGGAGGCAAUGAAUUCAGUGGAACAAUUCCAGUGUCUAUUUCAAAUAUGUCAAAACUUAUCCGGCUACACAUAUCGGACAACUAUUUCAUUGGUAAUGUGCCAAAAGAUCUCAGUAACCUAAGGAAGCUUGAAGUUCUCAACCUUGCAGGCAAUCAAUUGACUGAUGAACACUUAACCUCUGAGGUUGGUUUUCUUACUUCUUUGACAAAUUGCAAAUUUUUGAGAACAUUGUGGAUAGAUUAUAAUCCUUUAAAAGGCACUCUUCCAAAUUCACUAGGGAAUCUUUCCGUUGCUCUUGAAAGUUUUACAGCAUCAGCCUGCCAUUUCAGAGGAACCAUUCCCACAGGAAUUGGUAAUUUGACCAAUUUGAUAUGGCUGGACCUGGGAGCUAAUGACUUAACAGGGUCGAUUCCAACUACAUUGGGACAGCUACAGAAGCUCCAACGAUUGUACAUUGCUGGAAAUAGAAUACAAGGAUCCAUUCCAAAUGAUCUUUUCCAUUUGAAGAACUUGGGAUACUUGCAUUUGAGUUCUAACAAAUUGUCUGGAUCAAUCCCAAGUUGUUUUGGAGAUCUUCCUGCGCUACGAGAACUCUCUCUUGACUCCAAUGUGUUAGCUUUCAACAUUCCUAUGUCCUUUUGGAGCCUUAGAGAUUUGUUGGUUCUUAGCUUGUCUUCAAAUUUCUUGACUGGUAAUCUACCUCCCGAAGUUGGAAACAUGAAGUCCAUUACAACAUUGGACCUGUCAAAGAACCUUAUUUCAGGUUACAUUCCAAGAAGGAUGGGAGAACUACAAAAUUUGGUUAAUCUUUGCUUGUCCCAAAACAAACUACAAGGCUCAAUACCUGUAGAAUUUGGUGAUUUGCUAAGCUUGGAAUCCAUGGAUCUAUCUCAGAACAAUUUAUCUGGAACCAUUCCCAAGUCAUUGGAGGCCCUUAUUUAUCUCAAGCAUCUAAAUGUUUCUUUCAAUAAACUACAAGGAGAAAUUCCGGAUGGAGGACCUUUCGUAAAUUUCACUGCUGAAUCGUUCAUCUUCAAUGAAGCCUUAUGUGGAGCACCUCAUUUUCAAGUCAUAGCAUGUGAUAAAAACAACCACACUCAAUCAUGGAAGACAAAGUCAUUCAUCUUGAAAUAUAUUCUACUACCAGUCGGAUCAAUAGUAACUUUAGUGGCUUUCAUUGUUCUGUGGAUACGUAGACAAGAUAACACGGAAAUACCAGCUCCAAUUGAUUCAUGGCUUCCUGGAGCACAUGAAAAAAUUUCACAGCAGCAACUUCUUUAUGCAACAAACGACUUUGGUGAAGACAAUUUGAUUGGGAAAGGAAGCCUAGGCAUGGUAUACAAAGGGGUAUUAUCUAAUGGCUUAACUGUUGCUAUAAAGGUUUUCAAUUUAGAAUUCCAAGGAGCCUUGAGGAGUUUCGAUUCAGAAUGUGAAGUGAUGCAAGGGAUCUGCCACCGAAAUCUUAUCAGGAUAAUUACCUGUUGCUCAAACCUUGAUUUCAAAGCAUUGGUGCUCGAAUAUAUGCCUAAAGGAAGUCUUGAUAAGUGGUUGUAUUCUCAUAACUAUUUUUUGGAUCUCUUCCAAAGAUUAAAUAUUAUGAUUGAUGUAGCAUUGGCAUUGGAGUAUCUUCAUCAUGAUUGUUCGAGCCUUGUGGUGCAUUGCGACUUGAAGCCCAGUAAUGUUUUGUUAGAUAACAACAUGGUUGCUCAUGUGGCUGAUUUUGGGAUUGCAAGACUCUUAACUGAAACAGAGUCUAUGCAGCAAACAAAGACCUUGGGCACAAUAGGCUAUAUGGCACCAGAGUAUGGCUCAGAUGGGAUAGUAUCCACAAAGGGCGAUGUUUAUAGCUAUGGGAUCUUGCUUAUGGAAGUAUUUGCAAGGAAGAAGCCUAUGGAUGAAAUGUUCACUGGGGAUGUAACCUUGAAGACUUGGGUGGAGUCAUUAUCCAGUUCAGUGAUAGAGGUUGUUGAUGCCAAUCUAUUGAGAAGAGAUAAUGAAGACCUUGCCACAAAGUUGAGCUAUUUAUCCUCACUUAUGGCUUUAGCUUUGGCAUGUACAGCUGAUUCACCUGAGGAGAGGAUCAACAUGAAAGAUGUGGUAGUAACUCAAGAAGAUCAAAAUCAAACUGUUGAUGUAAGGAUUACUUCAAAAGAUGGGAUGGAAUUUAAGAACAUCAAAGUGUUACACAAUACUUCAUGUCAAUAG